Carassius auratus (goldfish) is the source of this 3539-nucleotide messenger RNA. Its product is annotated as deubiquitinase DESI2-like. The transcript is spliced from 5 exons. The record is from RefSeq and is a predicted model, not a curated record. The coding region runs from base 1075 to 1671 and encodes 198 amino acids. Gene Ontology annotation, biological process: protein deubiquitination. NCBI's taxonomy places the organism in Eukaryota, Metazoa, Chordata, Actinopteri, Cypriniformes, Cyprinidae. Gene Ontology annotation, molecular function: deubiquitinase activity.
AACAUAAUUGAGGAAAAUGUGUAUAAUUAAGCCUACAAUUCGACCUAUGAAUAAUAAUGAUGUAUGUGCAUAUGCGGCGAGGCUAUAUCGGCAUAGAGAGCAGAAUCUGUUAUAUUUGUAGAUCGGAAUAACGCAUCGAUUCGCCCCCGCCCCGCUCCGCUCGGCGCGGAUGGAAGGGGAUGCUGGACGUGCUGCGUACUGAUCAUGAUGGUGAUGAUGAUGAUGAUGCUGAUGUAAUAAUCGCACGCUCCGCUUAUUCUAGUGCACUCUCACGCUCGUGACCCAGCCAGAGUGAUGUCAUCGUCAAUACAGUGAACCGUGCUAAAGAAUUUUCUCCCCGCUCCGUGCUUCUCAGCGAGGCCUCCAUGAGAGCAAAUCCCGGGACUGCGGCGCUGAUGGCUGUUGCGGUCGGGACUGCACCAAGCUCCCUUCAGCAUCAAAGCUGCGACCCCAGCGCUCAGACAAGCGGCAAAACCCGCGCAACAGACACACGCGCAAGAGCGCGCUUCUUCACAGCAGCGUUCUAUAUGGAAUAUCCGUCAUCUUAACGGGAAUUCAAACUCCUGAUUUGAUUGACAGCCAGUCGUUGUGCAUCGCCGAUCAUCAACGCCCUUUUAAGACUUUUUGGUUAGUGUCUACCCUUGAAAAUCGGUGAUAUCCGUUUUACUCGGUGCCUGUGCUCCCUUCCCCUCGCGCUUACCGGAGACUGUCCGCGCGCUGCUCACCCGGAGGCCACAAGUGCCUGUUUUUUUCCCCGCUAGAUUCACCAUUGAUGGAAGCUGAUGCCCUGUUGCCUUUCCUCGUCCGUGUCUACCUCUGCUGCCGCUGUUUCUCCUUUACUUACGCGACUAGGCCCGCGAGCCCCUCUAAACAACUCUCAUAAUGACACUGUGAUGGAUAAAAUGAAAAGAGCGAAUCAUUUAUAUCGUGUUUUGGUAUUUUGGGUGUUGGCGUAGCGACUUUGCUGUGUGUUUUAAUCUUCUUUGUAGCCGACACUCGGGUGCACGAGGAGGGCAACUGUCUCGAGAGCAAUAAACGACCGUUUUAAGGGAUCGCGCGCGCUUCUCUCUCAGGAUGGCAAAUGAACCCGUUAUUCUUAAUGUGUAUGAUAUGUACUGGAUAAAUGAAUACACCUCCACUCUGGGCAUUGGAGUCUUCCACUCAGGAAUACAGAUUUAUGGCAGAGAGUUUGCAUAUGGUGGCCAUCCGUAUCCCUUCAGUGGCAUUUUUGAGAUCAACCCUGGAAAUGCCUCAGAACUGGGGGAGACUUUCAAAUUCAAAGAGGCUAUAGCUCUGGGUACGACAGACUUUGCAGAGGAGGACAUUGAUAAAAUAAUGGAGGAGCUUGGAAAGGAGUUCAAGGGGAACGCCUACCACCUGAUGCACAAAAACUGUAACCAUUUUUCCUCUUCACUGUCUGAGUUGCUGUGUGGUAGAGAGAUCCCACGCUGGGUCAAUCGAUUGGCAUAUUUCAGUUCCUGUAUUCCAUUUCUGCAGAGUUGUUUGCCUAGAGAGUGGCUCACACCCGCCGCGCUCCAGAGCCAUAUCAGCAUGGGCCUUCGAAAGGAGAACACACACUCACACACACACGAUUCCAGUGACGAUGAGCCCUCGGCUGCCACGGAGGCGGCUGCUGGGACAUCACACAGCUGCAGGCACACCCGAGUGUGAUCUUAACAUAUGUAUAUAUAUAUUUAGAAGCAGUAUUAUGCUACUUUGAACACACAUACACUCCAACCUCUGAUCCUGCUGCUACAGCGCCUCCUGCUGGACUGGAUGAACGCCAGACCUCAUGGCCGAUCUGAAUGAGGAAAUCAAAGUCAUGUUUUUCAGUAGAGCCUACAGGGAUUUAAAAACCUUGCAGUGGUACUCUUGAAGUUUUAGAGUUGUUUGAUUUUUACUAAGAUUUUAGGGAAAUGAAAACCAUUUUAGUGUUUUCUCUCUUACAAGUGGGAAUAGGAAUGCUGGGCGAUCGUGAUGGACAGCACCACAGGCCCUUUCCUCAUAAAUCCUGAACUUUCAUCUGGAUCUGGAUGAUUUUGUUAUAAAUUGUUGUGUUACAAAUUCUUUUCUAGUUUGUGAUGGAAGGCGUGUGUCAUCUGAAGAGGAACGUACAUUCCUUUAACCAUAUUUCUUUCCUCAGUGACUUUUCUUGAUAUUAAUCUUCUUUAAUCAUAUGAUGUCAAAUUAAUGUAAUCUUUGGCUUACAUUCAUUUUAUUUCUAGUUCUGUUUUUUUCAAUAUCUUUUAGUGCAAGGUUUUCAAUGAAUUUACACUUAAAAGAGUCAAUUGCACCUUGUCUCUCAGUUGGUAAUUGCAGCCUUAUAACUGUAAGCCAUUUAUAUGCUGGACUCAACUGAAAGAAAAGACCCCUGUUCAGUGGUUGAGGACACAAAGGGAGCAUUUAUGAGAAUGAUUAUGAGGGGAUGGGUGGGAUCGUGUGGGUGGGGUCUGCGCAUCAGGUCUGGUAUCAGUAGUACUGUAUAGCCCCUUUCACACUGCACGCUGAUCCCGGAAAAUUGCUGGGUCGCCUUCUGUGUGAAUGCAAACACGUCCCGGAAUUGCUUAUUUAUGACAGUGUUGUGAUUGAAUGCAAUGUCUGGGUGAUUAAGAGAAAGGGAGUGUUGCAAAGGUGGUAAUGGUCAUUUCUCUUGACUUUAGACAAUUUGGUUUCUGGCUUGUAAAAAUGCAGACUGAAAUAAGUAAUGUUGUUAAAAUGAGUCAUUCACACCUCACUACAUUACCUUUGCACAAAUUUUUGGCCUGUUUUUUCAGUCUGGAGUAGUUGACGGUAGUUGCUAAAAGUCAGAGACAUAUUUCACAAAAAAUUGAUUAGUGUAUGAUGGUCACAAAGUUGAUUUUUUUUUUUUUUUUUGCUUCAGACUGAUUCCAUCCGUUCGGAGGAUCAAACAUCUUUGAGUUGCAUUCAGCAUGACUUGUAAUUGUAUCAUACUUAACUGUUUGGUAAACGAUGCCCAGCUUUUCUCUGUAAGCAUUUACAAAGUCAGCAAGCAUAUAAUGCCUAGUGUUUUAAAAAUCUGUUCAGAUUUUAAAAGUUGUGAAAUGUAUUCCAGCCUUAACAGUAACUAGGCCACAACUAAAGGUUGUAAGGUCUUUCCAGUCUUCAGGCAAUACACCUAAGUAAAGGCAGACACAAUAUAGUUUUUCACAAAUGAAAAUAAAACUGGGAGCGAUGUACAGAUUAUUCAAUAGGUUGAAUGUCUUAUGGUCCUAUGGCAGUUUUCUAUUGUUUUACACACAAAUGUCAUACUACAAAGAUUAUUUUCCGUAUUUUGAGAGUUGACGGAUCAACAGCAAAGUUAAAAACAUUUCAAUAUCUGUUCAUUUGUAAUAUAUAAAAUAUGGUGUAUACCCUGACUAUGCUCCAUAACAGAGUAAAUGAUACAGCUAUCAGUAUUAUUUUGACCUUCUGUACCAUUUUGCCUGUCAGAAUCAUGUCUAGAAGCUCAUCCUCUCUGUCUGUCUGUCUUUUAUGGCAUGUUAUUGUAGAAGGGAACACGGGUGUUUCAUGAGUCAAAU